UAGGGACAAUAACUAUCUUGCUUUUAUAUUGUUCAAAUUUCUUGAAUUGGAUUGAACCCAGUUCCAUCUCCUGACGAAUAGGGCAAUCACGUUGCUUGCACUGAUUUCUUCCAGCUUCUUUGGUCUAGUGUGAAUCAUGAGAAUCUUUCUGUUUCGUCAGUUUUCGACUUUGCUAGAUUCUGUGUCCAUUAAACCCACAUCUGCAGAACCUCAAUUUCAUGGAAAUUUGAGGAGGAAUUGGAAUUCAAUUCCAAUACCCAAAAGAACACUCCCUGAACCCAAAGGCCAAGAUCUUGAUUUUAUAAAUGUUGCACAUAGCCACCUGAUUCAUACUGAUUGGGAUAAGCUUAAUUUAUUAUCUACUCAUUUUACACCGUUCAGAGUUAAGCACAUCCCGCUAAGGAUGAAGAAAGAUCAUGUUCUUUCACUGGAAUUCUUCAAUUGGGUCAAAACCCAAAACACUAAUUCUCGUACACUUGAAACCCAUUCGAUAAUCCUCCACACUCUUACCCAAAACAGAAGAUUCAAAUCUGCUGAGCUCAUUUUGAAGAGUAUACUCAUUCCAGGUUCAUUAGAUAUUGCAGAUAAGUUGUUUGAUGCAAUUCUUUAUUCACAUGGAAUGUGUGAUUCCUCGCCUCGCGUGUUUGAUUCACUCUUCAAGACCUAUGCACAUAUGAAAAGGUUCAGGAAUGCUACUGAUGCAUUGUCAUUACUUAUAUGCUUGUAGGUUAAACUUUCAAUAUCCUGAAACAUAUGUGGAAAGGCAUCAGUGGGGCAGGCUUUGUUCCUGUGGACCGGAAAUCCUCGAUUGAUCUCAAAGUCCGAGAGGACCUGAGAGUUCGAAAAUCCUCGAUUGAUCUCAAAGUCCGAGAGGACCUGAGAGUUCGAAAAUCCUCGAUUGAUCUCAAAGUCCGAGAGGACCUGAGAGUUCGAACAAUUAGAGCAGCUGAGACCGACUUGACACUGAUGUACAGCCUUGAAGAUUCGGAACCUCGAGAGUUCGGCAUGGAAGCCCGAGCUGGAGCAAGGGAAGGGCAAACCAUACCCCUUCCACACAACAAAGAAAACUAAACCCGCAUCUUUCUCCACCAAGCCACUACUUAGAAAUCCUCAAGCCACUCACGCGAACUGGGCCCGGUCCGCUCAGCCUCACAACCGGGCUUCAUCUGGCUUUCUCCACAAGGCCGGCCUGGUCUUCACUGCACCUCGGGCCGAUCCCAUUUGGGCCCAGCUUUAUUCCUAUCCUCCGGCCCAACCCGGAACCCGAAGAAGGAUUCAUCCAUCCGCCUCGUAGACCCGCCUACAUGCGCACAGAGAGAAUCAGAGGCCGUUACGCAUGGAGCAGAGAUCUGAUUCACUCGUACUUCAGCGUAGCAGGGCACGUCACUAGCAGACAAAAGGAAACAUAUAAAAGGAGAAAUACUCCUCUCUAUGUUUAAGCUUUUUCUAAGUUUAAUAGAGUCCAUUGUAAAAACACUAUUUCUCUGGAUCUCAGUUCAUCAGCUACAUAUACAUUUUUUUCAUAUGAAGGAUUAUGGAUUUUUUCC
Manihot esculenta (cassava) is the source of this 1547-nucleotide messenger RNA. RefSeq names its product pentatricopeptide repeat-containing protein At4g26680, mitochondrial-like. Bases 137 to 727 code for a protein of 196 amino acids. The record is from RefSeq and is a predicted model, not a curated record. Lineage: Eukaryota; Viridiplantae; Streptophyta; Magnoliopsida; Malpighiales; Euphorbiaceae. The transcript has a single exon.